Acinonyx jubatus (cheetah) is the source of this 3398-nucleotide messenger RNA. RefSeq names its product neurotrimin (gene NTM). Gene Ontology annotation, cellular component: neuron projection. The transcript is spliced from 8 exons. The record is from RefSeq and is a predicted model, not a curated record. NCBI's taxonomy places the organism in Eukaryota, Metazoa, Chordata, Mammalia, Carnivora, Felidae. Bases 933 to 2003 code for a protein of 356 amino acids.
CGCUCGCUCGGCGCCGGCCCCGGAGAAAGUGGCGGUCAGUGAUGGAGCUGCUGCCAUGACAACCCCGGCGGUCGGGGCCCGCGCGCGUCGGGGCUGCUCCCGGGAGGAAGGCGGCGCGGAGGCCGGGGGCGGCCGCUGAGCGUGGCGUCCGCGCGGCUCCGGUGCCGGCUGCGCCUCGUCUUCCCUAGCCAGACAGCCAGCGAGCUAGGGGCCGCCGCGGUGCGCUCCGCCGGGCCGCUCCUGCCUCGGCCGCCGCCGCGGCGACUGCCUCCCCCGAGACUGGCCGAAUCGCAGCGGCUGCAGAGCGCAUUUCGGCUUGGAGGAAGUUGACCGAGGCUGCUGCCGCAGGAUCACCGGGUCCGGAUCGCACGAAGCCCGGCGGAGCCGCCUCCAGCGUGCCCCACUUUCCAUCUCGGCUAUUGUUACGGAUUGUUUUUCUCCUGGCGAUCUUUCCUUUGAAACUUACAAAGAAAGUGUUGGAUUUCCCCUUGUUCGAACUGAGGAAUUGCAGACCACCUCUGGGGAGCCGGAUCUGACCCACCCCCUGUCCCCUUCUGGUACCAAAGUGCUUACUCCACUCCAAAGUGCCAUGUCAGAACUGCUACCGGGAAGAAGGGGCUCUUGAGACGUGCCCACACCUUUGCACCUGCCUUGCGCUUCCCCUUUCUUGGCCGUCUUCCCCGGCCGAAGCAGCACCGAGGAAGCACCCCGUGGAUGUCCUCCGUGGAAAUUGGUUAUCCGAGGCCGGAUUCGGGGGAGGAAUAUUAGACUUGGAGGAGUCUGCGCGCUUUUCUCCUCUCGCGCCUCUCGGUCGCUGCUAGUUCACUGCUCGGUCCCUGAGCUCGCUCCUUCACCCCACCCACUUCCUGUGCUCGCCUGGGGGGUGUGUGCCUUGCAGCUGCCGGAGUUCUGGGAAGUUGUGGCUGUCGAGGAUGGGGGUCUGUGGGUACCUGUUCCUGCCCUGGAAGUGCCUCGUGGUCGUGUCUCUCAGGCUGCUGUUCCUUGUACCCACAGGAGUGCCCGUGCGCAGCGGAGAUGCCACCUUCCCCAAAGCUAUGGACAACGUGACGGUCCGGCAGGGGGAGAGCGCCACCCUCAGGUGCACAAUUGACAACCGGGUCACCCGGGUGGCCUGGCUAAACCGCAGCACCAUCCUCUACGCUGGGAAUGACAAGUGGUGCCUGGACCCACGUGUGGUCCUCCUGAGCAACACCCAAACCCAGUACAGCAUCGAGAUCCAGAACGUGGAUGUGUAUGACGAGGGCCCAUACACGUGCUCUGUGCAGACGGACAACCACCCAAAGACCUCAAGGGUCCACCUCAUUGUGCAAGUAUCUCCCAAAAUUGUAGAGAUUUCUUCAGAUAUCUCCAUUAAUGAAGGGAAUAAUAUCAGCCUCACCUGCAUAGCAACGGGUAGACCAGAGCCUACGGUUACCUGGAGACACAUCUCCCCAAAAGCUGUGGGCUUUGUGAGUGAAGACGAAUACCUGGAAAUCCAGGGCAUCACACGGGAGCAGUCGGGGGACUAUGAGUGCAGUGCCUCGAAUGAUGUGGCUGCACCAGUGGUCCGGAGAGUCAAGGUCACCGUGAACUAUCCACCAUACAUUUCAGAAGCUAAGGGGACAGGCGUCCCUGUGGGACAGAAGGGGACUCUGCAGUGUGAGGCCUCAGCAGUUCCCUCAGCAGAAUUCCAGUGGUACAAGGAUGACAAAAGACUGGUUGAAGGAAAGAAGGGAGUCAAAGUGGAAAACAGACCUUUUCUCUCAAAACUCAUCUUCUUCAAUGUGUCUGAACAUGACUAUGGGAACUACACCUGUGUGGCCUCCAAUAAGUUGGGCCAUACCAAUGCCAGCAUCACACUAUUUGAACUAAAUGAGCCUACAAGCUCAACUUUGUUGCAAGGCCCAGGCGCAGUCAGUGAAGUGAACAACGGGACAUCGAGGAGGGCAGGCUGCAUCUGGCUGCUACCUCUUCUGGUCUUGCACCUACUCCUCAAGUUUUGAUGUGAAUGCCACUUCCCCCGCUGGGGAGAAGCUGCCGCCGCCACCACCAACCCAACAGCAACUGGCAACUCCGACAGCAGCAAGAGCAUCCCCGUUUCUUAUCAGAUCUAAUCCAACAAAAUUCAGAGAAACAGAGCCUAAUGGGACACAAAUUCGAGGGAGGGGAACAAAGAAUAAUUUUGGGAAAACACAUUUCAAAGGGAAAUUGAAAAUCGCCUUGCAGGUCUUGCAGAUCAGUACGCACAGCUGAGUUUUCUUCCUUUGCCCAAACGGAAAGAAUGUGCACCCUGCUCUGGACCCACCCGAAGCUGCAUCAUGACCUGUUUGUUACCAGGGUGGGCAGGGCUCAGCCACUCCGCCCACUGACGCACCCCAAGCAAGGAAAAUUCUGGAGUCGGCUAUUCCCAAUUCCAUAGAGACGAACGCAGAAGGAGUCGUGCGGACCCAGAUGUGCCCCUGUGGUCCCGUUCAUAGACUGUGCCACUGUUGUGUGUGUUACAAAAUGCAAAAUUAAAGAAAAAAAAAUAAAAAGGAGACUAAACAAAACAGCCUGACAGCUACAACAAUCCCACAAUCAACAGUCACACACACAAAAAAAAAAGUUACACUUUUUUUGUUUGUUUGUUUUCAUUUUACUACAUGGACAUCAUGGAUAAUAAGGGAUUCUGGUUCAUUAUUAAUUUUAUUAAUUAUAUUUUCUGAUAUGAGUCUAGAAUUUAGUGCAAAAACAAGACAAGACUAAAAACAUACACAUAUGAAAGGUGAAGAGAAGUAUGUUUGUUAAACAUUAAAAAUAGUGUACUUCUAAACUAGGUUUACAACUGGUGGACCACCAGGCAUUAACCACCUGGUAAGGAUAUGUCAAAUCCACCAAAAAAAAAAAAAACCCACAUACGAUUUAACCAACAUCUCCACCAGCGCUACAGAUUUCUCCUUAUUCUGGCAUUUAAUGCAGAAAAUACUAUGCUUCUACAUGCUGUUUAGAAAUGGAAGGAUGAUCCACACUGUAUCUUGAGUUUGUUGGCUAUGCUUCUUUUGAUGACAUAUAUUAUACAGUAUAUAUAUACAUAUAUUUUUUUUGUUAGAGUUCUAGCCAUUUUAUUUCUCAGCAGGGUCCUUUCUCAGACAUUACUGCAUGCUGUAUAUGGCGUUAGCUGUGUGUUGAUCUUCUAAAAGAUGAUAGAGUUUACUGGUAAUUGUGUAAUCAGCUCCUGACUUUUUAUUUCCUUGGUUAUUUACACGUCAGAGACAUUUAUAAAAAGUGAAAAGAGAAAAUGAAAACAAAACAAAACAAAACACUAAUACUAGGCGCAGCAUCUUUUCCAGGUGUGGCUCUUGGAGGCCCGGACCUUGAUGGGAGGCCUGGCUUCUCUGUCCUGUCUUAGGGCAUAAACA